ACAUCUGGGAAGGACUGUUGACACAUUCGACCCGACCAUUCUUCACUGUUCGCUGUUUUCGAAGUUUAUUUUAAUGUGUAAUAGAAGUAAAUGUUUCAUUCUCUGUUAUGCAAAGGUUAAUUCAGUUCUCGUGGAAAUGGUCAUGAUUGUUUGAGAAAAACCAAACCCCCAACGCCUGAAGGAGCCGGAUCUUCGUUGGAUUAUUCAGCACAAGAACAAUAAACAUCAGUGCAAACGUAACAUUUUUUUGUAGACUGGAGCCAGAUUCCACUGAACUGACUAGAUGAAAAAGUAUAGCUAUAGUAAACUUUGUCAACAAGAUUCGGAAGGCAAAUUGUCCCUUUCUCAUUGUCCUGGAAAAGGUUCAACCGUAAUUGAUACCGGAAUGUAUCUCAGGGACUGGCGCCAAGCACUGAGAGCUCCACCAUCGUAUCGAAUCGGAAAUCGAACCAUUCGGUUGCAAGUGCAUAUGAUAUGGCCACUGGCCGUUCUAGGAACGUUGUUGAUAUUCCUGGUAUACAUUGUCAGCAGUGCCACAUUCAUGAAUGGAAUCAACCUUAAUUCUGCAAGUAAAAGCUCGGUUAGUCUAUACAACCACACGUAUCCCCUGAGCAGUCCUAUUGUGAGCAAUGGCAUUUACACAUUUCGGAUAGCAGUUAUUGCGGAUUUGGACACAAACUCUCGGAAGAAAGGAGAAGAUUCAUGGAGCAGUUACUUCAUGAAAGGCUAUCUUAGCUACGUUCCGUCUAAGAACUCUAUUACUGUUUCUUGGGACGACGUGGAACCGAAGGAAAUGACAUCCUACUUUGCUUUGAAAGGCCGUGGUAUGGAGUUUUCAGAGUUAGUAGUGUUUAACGGCAAAUUACUCACAUUUGACGACCGUACCGGAUUGGUGUACGUAAUCGAAAAAGAUAACGCCUAUCCUUGGCUUUUGUUAAUGGACGGUGACGGAAAAUCCAGCAAAGGAUUUAAAUCAGAAUGGGCCACAGUGAAGGAUCAGGUUCUCUAUGUAGGCUCUAUGGGAAAGGAGUGGACUACUGCCAGUGGGGAGUUCGAAAACAAUAAUCCCAUGUUUGUUAAGGCGGUUACGGUGCAUGGUGAAGUUUAUCACCUCAAUUGGGCAGACAACUACAAGGCACUUCGAAGUGCCGUUGGUAUCGAGUGGCCGGGAUAUAUGAUUCACGAAUCGGGUGUGUGGUCGAACGAAUUUCGGCGGUGGUUUUUUCUGCCUAGACGAUGUUCGAAAGAUCGGUACAAUGAAACGCGUGAUGAGCACAUGGGAUGCAAUUACAUGAUCACCGCGGACGAGUCGUUUCAUUCGAUUAAGCCGGUGGAAUUGAAAAGGUCAACCGUUCCGUCAACACAUGGAUUUUCCAGCUUUAAGUUCCUUCCGAUUUCCAACGAUAAAAUUAUCGUUGCUUUGUCGACGGAAGAGUUGAAUGGUAAAACUUCUAGUUUUAUAAGUGCUUUCAACGUGAACGGCGAGAUGCUGAUGGCCGAAACUAGGAUACCUACGAACUACAAAUUUGAAGGUUUAGAAUUUAUUUAGUAAUGAGUAGACCUGCGGCUACAUGGAAUAAUCGAAGUCCGGCUGACAAAUACAAUAUGUAAAUAGUAGCAUAUUUUGGACAUUCGAUGAAGCAGCAUGACUAUGAAAGUAUUACGCUACGAACUAGACCGUUAUGUAAAUGCAGGCCAUAAUUGUUAAACUGUUGUCAAGUGUAGUAAAGUUAACGAUUUGUAUUCAAUUCUUUCCCAUUAGUAUACUAACUUUCCUAAAAUCAGUGUUUUAUGAAGUCCAACCGAGGAUAAUUGUAAUACGCCUGCAAUGUGAUAUUAUCUUUAAUUUAUUGAAAAUUUGGUUCAAUAAAAUAGAGCGAA
Toxorhynchites rutilus septentrionalis is the source of this 1881-nucleotide messenger RNA. Its product is annotated as apyrase. Gene Ontology annotation, biological process: proteoglycan biosynthetic process. The transcript has 3 exons. Lineage: Eukaryota; Metazoa; Arthropoda; Insecta; Diptera; Culicidae. The record is from RefSeq and is a predicted model, not a curated record. Gene Ontology annotation, molecular function: UDP phosphatase activity; calcium ion binding; GDP phosphatase activity. The coding region runs from base 284 to 1549 and encodes 421 amino acids.